Molecule: messenger RNA, 4299 nt
Organism: Elgaria multicarinata webbii
Lineage: Eukaryota; Metazoa; Chordata; Lepidosauria; Squamata; Anguidae
Gene: SUPT16H
Product: SPT16 homolog, facilitates chromatin remodeling subunit
Exons: 26
Coding region: 61-3222 (1053 amino acids)
Biological process (GO): transcription elongation by RNA polymerase II
Cellular component (GO): FACT complex
Molecular function (GO): nucleosome binding
Source: RefSeq, a predicted model, not a curated record
CGCGGCGGCGGCGCGAAGUGGAGGAGCGAGGCGGGCGGAGCUUGCGGAGGAGCCGCUUCCAUGGCGCUGAGUCUGGACCGCGAGGCCUACUACCGCCGCGUCAAGCGCCUCUACAGUAACUGGCAGAAAGGAGAAGAUGAAUAUGCCACCAUCGAUGCCAUUGUGGUCUCAGUUGGAGUUGACGAAGAGACUGUCUAUGCCAAGUCUACUGCCCUGCAGACAUGGCUCUUUGGCUACGAACUCACCGACACAAUCAUGGUUUUCUGCGAAGACAAGAUCCUCUUCAUGGCCAGCAAAAAGAAGGUGGAGUUCCUGAAGCAGAUUGCAAACAGUAAGAGCAACGAGAGUGCCAACGGGGUACCGGCUAUCACGCUGCUUGUGCGAGAGAAGAAUGAAAGCAACAAGGCAAACUUUGACAAGAUGACUGAAGCCCUGAAGGGCAGCAAGAACGGCAAACGCAUUGGCGUGUUCAGCAAGGACAAGUUUCCCGGAGACUUCAUGAACAGCUGGAAUGACGCUCUCAGCAAGGAAGGCUUUCAGAAGGUGGACAUCAGCGCCGUGGUGGCCUACACCAUCGCCGUGAAGGAGGACGGAGAGCUCGCCCUGAUGCGGAAAGCAGCUGCCAUCACGUCGGAGGUCUUCACUAAGUUCUUGAAGGAGCGGGUUAUGGAGAUCGUUGAUGCGGACGAGAAAGUACGCCACAGCAAGCUGGCCGAGUCCGUAGAGAAGGCCAUUGAGGAGAAGAAAUACCUCUCUGGGGCUGACCCCUCCACUGUGGAGAUGUGCUACCCUCCUAUUAUUCAGAGUGGGGGAAAUUACAACCUCAAGUUUAGUGUCGUCAGUGAGAAGAGCUACAUGCACUUUGGGACGGUCACGUGUGCCAUGGGCAUCCGCUACAAAUCCUACUGCUCCAAUCUGGUGCGCACGCUCAUGGUGGACCCGCCACAGGAAACCCAGGACAACUACGCCUUCCUGCUGCAGUUGCAGGAAGAAAUGCUCAAAGAACUGCGGCACGGUGCGAAGCUGUGUGAGGUCUACACUGCUGUCAUGGAUAUGGUGAAGAAGCAGAAACCAGAGCUCUUGAGCAAAAUCACCAAGAACCUGGGGUUUGCCAUGGGCAUCGAGUUCAGAGAGGGUUCCCUGGUGAUCAAUAGCAAAAACCAGUAUCGCCUCAAGAAAGGGAUGGUCUUCAGCCUCAAUGUGGGGCUCUCAGACCUGCCCAACAAAGAGGGAAAGAAACCAGAGGAGAAAACAUACGCGUUGUUCAUCGGGGACACCGUGUUGGUGGAAGAGGAUGGCCCGGCUACUCUCCUGACAUCCGUCAAGAAAAAGGUCAAGAACGUCAGCAUCUUACUCAAGAAGGAGGAUGAGGAGGAAGAGGAAGAAGAAGAUGAUACGGAAGGAAUCCUGCUUGGCCGUGGAUCCCGAGCAGCCCUGCUUCCGGAAAGAACUCGGAAUGAGUUGACGGCGGAAGAGAAACGCAGGGCGCACCAGAGAGAGCUAGCCACGCAGCUCAAUGAAGAAGCCCGGAGACGGCUGACGGAGCAAAAGGGGGAGCAGCAAAUCCAGAAGGCUCGUAAGUCCAACGUCUCCUACAAAAACCCAUCCUUGAUGCCAAAGGAGCCUCACAUCCGGGAGAUGAAGAUCUACAUUGACAAGAAGUAUGAGACUGUCAUUAUGCCCGUCUUUGGCAUCGCCACGCCUUUCCACAUUGCCACCAUCAAGAACAUCAGUAUGUCAGUGGAAGGCGACUACACCUACCUGAGGAUCAACUUCUACUGCCCAGGCAGCGCUCUGGGUCGCAAUGAGGGCAACAUCUUCCCCAACCCAGAAGCCACCUUCGUGAAGGAAAUAACGUAUCGGGCGUCCAAUAUCAAAACACCCGGGGAGCAGAUGGUGCCGGCUCUCAACCUUCAGAACGCCUUCCGUAUCAUCAAGGAGGUGCAGAAGCGCUACAAAACCCGCGAGGCUGAGGAGAAAGAGAAGGAGGGGAUUGUCAAACAAGACUCUCUGGUGAUCAACCUGAACCGCAGCAAUCCCAAGCUGAAGGACCUUUACAUCCGCCCCAACAUCGCCCAGAAGAGGAUGCAGGGCUCUCUGGAGGCCCACGUCAAUGGGUUCCGCUUCACCUCUGUGCGAGGGGACAAAGUGGACAUCCUGUACAACAACAUCAAGCAUGCUGUCUUUCAGCCCUGUGAUGGGGAGAUGAUCAUUGUGCUGCACUUUCACCUUAAGAACGCCAUUAUGUUUGGCAAGAAGCGCCACACAGACGUGCAGUUUUAUACAGAGGUGGGCGAAAUCACCACCGACCUGGGCAAGCAUCAGCACAUGCAUGACCGCGAUGACCUCUACGCUGAGCAGAUGGAGCGUGAGAUGAGGCACAAGCUGAAAACGGCGUUCAAGAAUUUCAUUGAGAAGGUCGAGUCCCUGACCAAGGAAGAGCUGGAAUUCGAGGUGCCCUUCCGGGAGCUGGGGUUCAAUGGCGCCCCCUACAGAAGCACUUGCCUGCUCCAACCAACCAGCAGCGCCCUGGUGAAUUGUACUGAGUGGCCCCCCUUCGUGGUGACGCUGGACGAGGUGGAGUUGAUCCAUUUUGAGCGCGUCCAGUUUCACCUGAAGAACUUCGACAUGGUCAUCGUCUACAAAGACUACAGCAAGAAGGUCACGAUGAUCAACGCCAUUCCUGUGGCCUCGCUUGACCCCAUCAAGGAGUGGCUCAACUCUUGUGACAUUAAGUACACAGAAGGGGUGCAAUCCCUCAACUGGACCAAAAUCAUGAAAACGAUCGUGGAUGACCCAGAAGGCUUCUUCGAGCAAGGAGGCUGGUCGUUCCUCGAGCCCGAGGGAGAGGGAAGCGAUGCCGAAGCUGGGGAUUCGGAGUCCGAGAUUGAGGACGAGACGUUCAACCCUUCCGAGGACGAGUACGAAGACGAGGAGGAGGACAGUGACGAGGACUAUUCUUCCGAGGCAGAAGAAUCGGAUUACUCGAAGGAAUCUCUGGGCAGUGAGGAGGAGAGCGGGAAAGAUUGGGAUGAGCUGGAGGAAGAAGCGCGGAAAGCCGACCGCGAGAGCCGGUACGAGGAGGAGGAGGAGCAAAGCCGCACCAUCAGCCGUAAAAGGAAGGGCGCGCCCACCCAGAGCUCCGGGCACCAUCGCAGCUCCGGGCACCACAGCCGCAGCCCCAGCCGAAGCUCAGGACCCCCCAAGAAGAAGAGGAAGUAGACGGCGGACGCCAGCCCUUCCCAUCAGCCAAUCUUUUAAGGGGUGGGGUGGGGGCUUUUGAGGCCUCGUCCAGCAGCCAACGUUUAGGGCAUGGGGGGCGGCUGGCCCCUCCCCACAAACUUUUUCAUCUUUCUCUCACACACGCAUACAUAGACACACACACUCACCCUUUUUUCUGUUUCUCUGGGGAGUCUUGUUUUUGUCCCCUGAGUCUUUUCUGACCAUUUGUACGGACCAAUCGGCUGUGAGAGAAUUCCAGGCUGUGUUCUUGUGUUAGCCAUGGAUGCAAAGCCCUGCCAAGGAUGGAGGAGGAAGAGGAGGAGGAAGAGGAGUGUUGCAGGGUGGAGGCAGUUUGGGGUGAGGCUGAGGAAUCUGGUGUUAGUGAUCUACUUACUUGCCCUUCUCCAUUGCCUCUCCUCUGCCCCCAACCCUCCCUCUGUGGGUGUAUCGACUCUGAACUCCUUCCCCCCCUCUAUAAAUUCCUCCCUGACUCCCACUGUCUUUAUUCUCGGACUAAUGGGGCGGUGGGUGGGUGCAGGUUGGCCUGAGGAUCGCUCCAGAGUAAGACCAUAUACUUCAGUGGAGCAGACUGUGCUACCUUCCUUGGCAUUUUCGUGCCGAUGGAGGAAAGGGCGGCUAUGUUUCGCUUUGUGAAGAGAAGAUCUGGUUGGUACAGUGACGGGCAAGAGUUUCCAUACAGGUGAGACCAGGUUUAGAGGAUGAGGACGCAAGUGAGAGAAAAGGUUCCUCGCUUUUUCCUUUACUUUUUCCUUUUUAAAAAUUGUCCACCUCUGUCUGUAUUUAUCUUUGUUUUCUCGGUUGCCGAACCUGGGAUCCGGUGAGCAAGUGUUUUGGGACUGGGGUGGGUGGGGGUUGAAUGCAUCGCCUGCCCUCUACCUUCCUUGUUUCCUGUGGGUAGGGGUCAGUGAUCUGGGCGUGGGGGGGGCGGAUGACGGGAGGGAAAGGCUUUCUCAAACACUUCGUGUGUUUUUUUCUGUAGCCGUUAGCACUCUCGGUAUUUUUGACUUUGAAAAAACUGAUCAAUAAAAAUGUUUUUUUAAGUAUUUGGAAAGUUUA